This is a messenger RNA of Pocillopora damicornis (cauliflower coral), 1971 nucleotides long. RefSeq names its product histamine H2 receptor. The record is from RefSeq and is a predicted model, not a curated record. Gene Ontology annotation, cellular component: plasma membrane. Gene Ontology annotation, biological process: adenylate cyclase-activating adrenergic receptor signaling pathway; positive regulation of MAPK cascade. Lineage: Eukaryota; Metazoa; Cnidaria; Anthozoa; Scleractinia; Pocilloporidae. Gene Ontology annotation, molecular function: G protein-coupled receptor activity.
CUUGACGGCAACCAAGCUGAACCAGAUCUGAGCAUCGAAAACACAAGUUGGGAGAGAGGUAAAUUUUGCUUCCUUGAGAUUUGCUGGAAAACUCUGCCGCCCUUUGCUGGUUCGUGGUUUACGCAAGUAAAGAAUCUUAAGAAACAAGGCUCAAGAAGAUUCUACCAUGGCUACUCCCACGAAAACUAUCAUUGCCACAACCGACCAAUCACCACCUCCCACCGUCAACAGAGAAGUUGUCAUAGUAACGUCUAUCCUAAUUUUCAUCCUUGGGUUUGUUGGGAAUGCCUUCAUCUGCUUUGGAUUCUGUCGUUUUCGUCAGCUGCGCUCCCUUACCAACUAUUUCGUGCUGAACCUCUCCAUUGCAGAUCUUCUGUUAGUGACGGCUCUCGCAGGAUGGAUUAUACACGAUCUCCGUGGGAAUCCACCCGAUGAAAAGAUUCUGAUCGUACUUCUCAUCAAUAUCGACGUGUUGUGUUUCUCGACAUCGAUGCUCAACAUGAUGACAAUCAGCUUGGACAGGUACUGCGCCGUUGUCUAUCCUCUCCAAUACCCACAUAUUAUUACAAAGUCACGUGCUUGCAUCGCUACUUUCCUUAUUUGGGCGUACUCUUUAGCCAUGGCGGGUAUUGGUGUGAGUCGAUUUUUCACGGACGCGAUGGAAAAUUCCGACAAGAUAUUCUUGUCUGUGUUAAGUACCGUCAAUUUUGUGAUCCCGGCUGUGGUGAUGGUUCUCACGCAUUUAAGCAUCUUUAGAAUUGCUUGGAAUGCAAAGCAACGAUCGAUGGCGGAUCUUGGCGGUAUUGAAGGGGUGCAUAACAUGAAGGAAUUGCUCCUAAGCCUGAAAAUCUCCUUCAACACACUCGUCAUCUUGUUUCCCAUGGUAACGGCGUGGGGCAUUUUUUACGGAAUAACGGUUUCAGAGACACUCUGGCCGACCCAGAUUCAACUUUCCGCAGGGUUUUCCAUCGCCGUUGGUCUUCUGCCGCAUAUAGCAGCUGCCAUCGAUCCCAUUGUCUACAUACUCGUCACACGUGACUUGCGCAGGAAAUUGUGUCAUUUUUAGAAACGACUGAAGGAAAAACGCGAAACCCUCAAAACAUUUUACCAUGAGAAAAUAUGUUUUCCCAAUUACUAAUUUGAGCAUAUUGAAUUUGUGAAUAUGCGUGACAAUGCUGAGCUGUGCGUGAAUUUCAGUAAGUGCAAGCUUGCUUGUAGUUUGAUGGGUUGUGCCGUAUUUUGACCAGACAGCAAAUGAGUCAAAAAUACAAACAAUGAGUAGAAAUACUACGCGCCAAAACGUCCAAUAAGUUAUUAAUUAUUCAAAUUCUUUAGUUUAUGCGCAUUUCUUAUAAGGCGAGAAAAGCGAAGCAGAUGGAAAAGCGUAGCGCGAGCGGGUUUUUUGACAUAACAUAAAAUGAUCAACUGUCCAAAUAUCGCGUUAUUUGUGUUCUACUUAGUGCAGUUGGAUGAUAUGGACGAAGUACUUUAUUUCCAUGUUACUAGGGAGAUAAUGGAGAUGAGAUGGAGUUAAGUUUUGGAUUGGGUGUUGAACUUUUUUGUUACUUUGUUAGUUUUGCACUCUUGUACAUCACUGAUAGCGGAGCUCGCAGCGCUCAUAGCGAAGAUUCAUACUUACAAUAGUGGCAAUGCAACAUCUUAGAUCCCCUUCUAUAAUAGGAGAAAUCUUAAAUUUUGCUAUGUAAUCCUAAGAUUCCCAGAGAGAUAGAGGAAAUAUUGUAAUUGAUAUCAAUGAGAUGUGUAUCAGCACGCUAGCUGCUAUGUAGUCUUGUUGUCUUUGAUGUCACGUUGUUUUUGUGCAGAAUGCUGUCGAUAGCGCUAGCCUUUAUGAGGUUAUAUUCAUAGCCCAGGAUGUUGUUCUCAUGGAAAUCCGCGUUUAACUUCAAUUUCAAAGCAGCAAAGUACAAAUACAUCAGUUCAGUAUUAAAGUUAUCUGCACAAUGACAGAAA